Messenger RNA from Aethalodelphis obliquidens (Pacific white-sided dolphin), 1994 nucleotides. RefSeq names its product somatostatin receptor 2 (gene SSTR2). Gene Ontology annotation, biological process: neuropeptide signaling pathway; cellular response to glucocorticoid stimulus; cellular response to estradiol stimulus. The coding region runs from base 330 to 1439 and encodes 369 amino acids. Gene Ontology annotation, molecular function: somatostatin receptor activity; neuropeptide binding. The transcript is spliced from 2 exons. NCBI's taxonomy places the organism in Eukaryota, Metazoa, Chordata, Mammalia, Artiodactyla, Delphinidae. Gene Ontology annotation, cellular component: plasma membrane; neuron projection. The record is from RefSeq and is a predicted model, not a curated record.
GCCAGUGCAGGCGGCGCAGCCACCCGCGCGCGCGGUCCGUCACUCGCGCCCGGAGCCUCAGUCCGCGGCUCGGCGCCCGGGAUCUGUGGGCCCAGAGAGCUCUCGGCGGUGCGACUCGCGAGCGGAGCGGGCAGCUCUGGACGCCGAGCGCCGGCCAAGCGGCUGCGCACCCGGCUGGGUUGGGGACGGCCGCUGGGUGCCGGCGAACCGAGUUGGCGGAUUGCAGCGGAAAAGCAAAGAUGCCACAGUGGAUCCUUUGCCUCCAGGACCCGUGAAGGUGAGAGUAAGAUCUCUGGCUGGUGGGAACUAGCCUAAGCUGUCAGGCAGCCAUGGAUCUGGCAUACGAACUACUCAAUGGGACCCAACCUUGGCUUUCCUCUCCAUUCGACCUCAGUGGCUCCGUGGCUACAGCCAACAUUUCAAACCAAACAGAGCCAUACUAUGACCUGACCAGCAAUGCAGUCCUCACCUUCAUAUAUUUUGUGGUCUGCAUCAUUGGGUUGUGUGGCAACACGCUUGUCAUUUAUGUCAUCCUCCGCUAUGCCAAGAUGAAGACCAUCACCAACGUUUACAUCCUCAACCUGGCCAUCGCAGACGAACUCUUCAUGCUGGGUUUGCCCUUCCUGGCCAUGCAGGUGGCUCUGGUCCACUGGCCCUUUGGCAAGGCCAUCUGCCGGGUCGUCAUGACUGUGGAUGGCAUCAAUCAGUUCACCAGCAUCUUCUGCUUGACAGUCAUGAGCGUUGACCGAUACCUGGCUGUGGUCCACCCCAUCAAGUCGGCCAAGUGGAGGAGACCCCGGACAGCCAAGAUGAUCAACGUGGCUGUGUGGGGGGUCUCUCUGCUGGUCAUCUUGCCUAUCAUGAUAUAUGCUGGCCUUCGGAGCAACCAAUGGGGGAGGAGCAGCUGCACCAUCAACUGGCCAGGCGAAUCCGGGGCGUGGUACACAGGCUUCAUCAUCUACGCCUUCAUCUUGGGGUUCCUGGUGCCCCUCACCAUCAUCUGUCUUUGCUACCUGUUCAUUAUCAUCAAAGUGAAGUCCUCUGGAAUCCGAGUGGGUUCCUCCAAGAGGAAAAAGUCUGAGAAGAAGGUCACCCGGAUGGUGUCCAUCGUGGUGGCCGUCUUCAUUUUCUGCUGGCUCCCCUUCUACAUCUUCAAUGUCUCUUCGGUGUCCGUGGCCAUCAGUCCCACCCCAGCCCUUAAGGGCAUGUUUGACUUUGUGGUGGCCCUCACCUAUGCUAACAGCUGUGCCAACCCUAUCCUGUACGCCUUCUUGUCUGACAACUUCAAGAAGAGCUUCCAGAAUGUCCUCUGCUUGGUCAAGGUGAGUGGCACAGACGACGGGGAACGAAGUGACAGCAAGCAGGACAAAUCCCGGCUGAAUGAGACCACGGAGACCCAGAGGACCCUCCUCAAUGGAGACCUCCAGACCAGUAUCUGAACUGCCUGAAAAAUCAAUCAGUCAAGCGCCAAGCUCUGCGACCGGCUGUGUGCUCCGCACCCCACCCCCUUCCCUCCCUCACCCAUCACCUGGCUUCUAGAAUAUGGAAGUGCUCAGCAUGAGUCCACUUCAGAGAAUGGUGUUUGAGUCCGGCUUGUCUGAGUGAAUGACAAUGUAUUAAGCUGAUUACCUCCCCCUUAAAGUGAACAUUUAAAUGCAGGCAGACAAUUCAGAGUCUGGAGAGGUGAUCUUUGGAGACCCUGAAGUUCCACAAAAACAGAAAACCCUCUCUGUGUGUUUGUGUGUUUAAAGCCCAAUAUGUAGUCUUGUGGUCUUACAUUUAUACUUGCCUGUUCCUAUCUAGUCCCUGUAUAGUCAUGACCUACGUUUCCUGAGUUCAUGUACACAAGUAGAAAGUUCAAAUGUGCAUAGUAUAGGUGGACAUUUAUUUCAAUAUGGUACCCACAGGAAUGGACUUACCCUGAAGCCAAUAAAGUUUAAGCUUCAGGGGUCUCUCUUGCUUUGGCAGUAUGUUCACAUGGCCGUAUGUUUUUG